ACACUUAUAUAGCGAAGACUGUGGUGUGGUCUUUGUUGUUCUGCUCCAAAUACAGCUGCUCCGUCUUUGCUUGUGCAGGCGGUCUGCGUAGUUUGCGUGGAUAUUUGGUUUGUUUACACUUUCUAGUGACGGUCUAUAUCUGGCCUUGAUUCUGCAAACAUGAGCUACACACCAGCGCGAGAUAGUCCCGGAAACUCCAUCAAAGUUGUCGCGCGAUUCAGGCCACCAAAUGCGACAGAAAUUCAGCACAAUGGCGAGUCUAUCGUGCAGUUUAUUGCAAAUGAUACUUGUGCGAUAGAGAACAGCACAUUCACAUUCGACCGAGUCUUUGGGGUCGACAGCAAACAGGCAGAGCUCUUUGAUUACAGUAUAAAGUCCACUGUUGACGACAUCCUCCACGGCUACAAUGGAACAGUCUUUGCAUACGGUCAGACUGGCUCUGGCAAAUCAUAUUCAAUGAUGGGCCCGGAUAUCGAUGGUCCACAUCGAGGUAUUAUCCCGCGCAUCGUCGAACAGAUUUUUGCCUCUAUACUAGAGAGUCCAGCAGAAAUUGAGUAUACUGUGCGCGUGAGCUAUAUGGAGAUCUACAUGGAACGCAUCAAGGAUCUGCUACAGCCAAUAAAUGAUAAUCUCCCAAUUCACGAAGACAAAUCCAAAGGUAUCUACGUCAAGGGUUUGAGUGAAAUCUAUGUUUCGAGUGUCGACGAAGUCUACGAUGUCAUGCGUCAAGGUGCGACGGCACGUGCGGUCGCCUCAACAAAUAUGAACCAAGAAUCUUCGCGCUCGCAUUCGAUCUUUGCAUUAGCAGUCACCCAGAAGAACGUGGAGACUGGAAGCUCAAAGUCUGGACAGCUGUUUCUGGUCGAUCUCGCAGGUUCCGAGAAAGUAGGCAAAACAGGUGCCUCAGGACAAGUACUCGAGGAAGCAAAGAAAAUCAACAAGUCGCUUUCUGCUCUCGGAAACGUCAUCAAUGCGCUUACAGACGGAAAAUCUACUCAUGUACCCUACCGUGACUCCAAACUGACGAGAAUCCUGCAAGAAUCUUUGGGUGGAAAUUCCCGCACGACAUUAAUUGUCAAUUGCUCGCCCUCAAUAUACAACAUGCAGGAGACGUUGUCGACCCUGAAAUUUGGUAUGCGGGCAAAGACGAUCAAGAACAGACCGAAAAUUAAUGCCGAGCUUUCGCCGACAGAGCUCAAGAUGCAGCUGAAGAAGGUCGUGCAUCAGAACGCGUCUUUAUCUGAGUAUGCUGCUGCUUUAGAGAAAGAAGUACAAGCAUGGAGAGCCGGCGAGCAAGUUCCUCAGGAGAGCUGGGCGUCCAAAGAGAGAUCACGGAGUAGUCUGAGCAACAGCAGCGGUAACAGUAGCGGAAUCGACAUCAGUGUCCCAAGCACACCACGGCCACGGUCACAAAUCUCGGCGGAAACACCUGCGAGGCCAACAUCAGCGGAUGACACAGUUGAGGAAUACAUGCGGCGAGAGAACGAGAUGCAGGAUAGGUUGAGUGAUCGAGAGACUGCGAUCGAUGCACUGGAACGAAUGAUUAAAGAACUGAAUGCCGAAAACCUGACGUUGACCGAGCGCGAGGCGGCGCUGGUACAGGAGAACGAAAAGUUCCAGGACGACAUGAUGAAGCUGAAGCAGGAUCUCGAAAAGCUACAGUUCGAAUCUAGGGAAGCAGUGAUUGCGAUGGAGAGCCUGAAGGAGCUGAACGCAGAGACGACUGCCGAUCUGGAUAACGCGCGGAAACAGCUGUACGAGCUCGAGCUGCAGAACCAGGAGAAGAUCCGCAAGGCCGAAGAGCGAGAUCGUCGAAAGCGCGAAAAGAUGCGGGAGAUGGCCAGCGGGUUUGAGUUUUUCACUUUGGAUGACAAAACCGCUGCUGAUGAGAAUGGUGCGGAGGGAGAAUAUGCUGGUGAGAAAAGAGAUUGGAUCGGUGAAGCGCUCGCGUUGAUUGAUAACGGCACAGAACAGUUUAGUGAGUCGCAACGGCUUUCGCUGAAAAUGUAUCUUCUUGAAUGCCGAGAGUUCAUAUCGCGCGCUGAGCAAGUACUAGAUGCUCGGAUGGAUGAGAUGGAAGACCAGGUGUCAAGACGUGAGGAGAUUGAUGUCAAGCUGAAGGAGCUGGAUGAGUCUGUGAGACGCUUUGUUGAGAGUGAUCCAACAAAUCUCGCAUGCCUGAAUGAGUACAUCUCGCUGAAGCAGAGCUUGUUGGAGAGUCAACUUUUGAAUGCGAAGCGCGAUCUCGGGUUGUCGAUUAGCGACAACAAACGGUUACGCAAGAUCAUUGCCAGUGGCGAGCGUGAGCAGAAGCAGUCGACUGCAGCGGCCGAGCCUACAAAUGGUAGCGAACGGCUUUCGUCAGCGUCGUCGUCUAGUGGCUCUUCGUUAUCGACCUCGUCGGCCACUGGGGGGACGCCGAUUACUCCUACGACUACAGCUCAGACUAACUCUGCACCAGAAGUCUCUCCCAUGUCAUCCCUUCCCUCGUCGCCAUCAAAGUCAGCGGCUAGAUUCCAGGUGAUGAAGCAGCAGCUGAACGACUUUGAGACGGUGAAGCGCUCGCUGAUGCGCGAUCUACAAAAUCGCUGCGAGCGGGUUGUCGAGCUCGAGAUCCAGCUUGACGAACUACAAGAGCAAAACACGAUGAUGACGAAAAACACGUCUGCUAGUAAAGGACAGUUGAAGCGGAUGGCUUUUCUGGAGCGGAACUUGGAGCAACUUACGCAGGUGCAGCGGGCGCUGGUAGACCAGAACGCGCAGUUGAAGCGGGAGGUAGCGGUGAACGAGCGCAAGCUGCGGGUGCGCAACGAGAAGAUCUCGGCGCUGGAGCAGAGCCUGUCGGCCACUCAGGAGCGAUUGGCAGCCGAGACUCUGUCGUUUGAGAAGAAGAUGUCGCAGCUUGUGGAUCGCUAUGAGGACGCGAAACUGUUCAGAAGACAGGCUGAGGGGCUUGGAAGUAGUCCGAUCACAGGAAGUGGCGGCCAGGGUGGGUUUGGAAAUCAGCGGAUCGUCAAGCCGCUUCGUGGAGGCGGGGGUGGGAAUGGGCUGGGAAGUAGUCCGUUGACAGCGUACAUGCGAGGCGGCUCGUCGCCCGAGAAUAAUCGGCUAGAUUCCUCGCCUGGACAUUAUCAAUCGUCGCCGUCGGCAUCGAAACGAACGAGCUGGUUUUCAAGGAAUUGAGAGAAUCUGACUACGGAUUUGGGCUUUCAAAAAAUGAUGAUGAUGAUGAUGAUGUUUAUGGGUUCGAGUCAUAGCUAUUCGGGUGUUUUUGUACUUUGCU
This is a messenger RNA of Myxozyma melibiosi, 3283 nucleotides long. RefSeq names its product putative kinesin family protein. The transcript has 7 exons. Gene Ontology annotation, cellular component: microtubule associated complex. NCBI's taxonomy places the organism in Eukaryota, Fungi, Ascomycota, Lipomycetes, Lipomycetales, Lipomycetaceae. Gene Ontology annotation, molecular function: microtubule binding; microtubule motor activity; ATP binding. Gene Ontology annotation, biological process: mitotic spindle organization; spindle elongation; microtubule-based movement. The record is from RefSeq and is a predicted model, not a curated record. The coding region runs from base 160 to 3183 and encodes 1007 amino acids.